ACCAGCUUCUCCACCCCCUCCCUCCCUCGUCGGCGGAAAGCUCCCCGUGAUCUCGCCGUCGGCGCAAAGCUCCCCUCCGAGGCUCUCUCCGGCUGUCAAUUCGUCGGCGGACGGCCGGCCGGCGCGGAGAUCAAGCAGCCCCCCGGUCUCCUCUCCCAGAUCAGACCGCCAGGCGGCCAUGGCGACGCUGUCGGCGGGCGUGCUGCUGAAGCUGCUGGACGGGAUGAAGACGGGCGCGGCGAAGCCGGUGGGCGAGCACCGGACGGCGGUGCUGCAGGUGACGGACAUCGUGCCGGCGGAGAUGGACGAGGUGGACCUCUUCCCCAAGCACGGCCGCUUCUACGUCAAGGUCUCCGACUCCUCCCACUCCAUCUACGCCACGCUGCCGCCGGCCCAGGCCGACCUCGUGCUCGCCAACAAGCUCAGCCUCGGCCAGUUCCUCCACGUCGACCGCCUCGACCCGGGCUCGCCCGUCCCCGUCGUCGUCGGCGCCCGGCCCAUCCCCGGGCGACACCCGCUCGUCAUCGGCACGCCCGAGCCCGCCAGGAAGCCCGCCGCGCCGAGGAGGGGAUCCUGGGGCCCCGAGAACCAUGCCGGCGGUGGGGUGCUCGCCGCGUCGCCCAAGGUCGUCAGGCCCAUCGCGCUCAGCUUCGAGGAGAGGACGCCCGUCAAGGAGCGCCCCUCGCCGGCGCGCAGCUCCGCGUCUUCCGUCAGGAAGAGCACCAGCGUCAUGCCAAGGCUCAUGACCCGCAGCCGGAGCUUCGUCGCCGACCGCGGCGACCCCCCUCCGCCGCCCAACAAGAUCCCCAAGAGCCCCUUCCAACCUCUGAGCUGUUUGUGUGUGCAGGAGAAGAGCUCGCUGAGCUGCACGGCCGUCCGGACCAUGAGCAGGAGGCCCAGGGAGGAGCAGCCCUCCUCGCCGGUCUCCGACGACGACGUCGGCAGCACCGCCACCUCCUCCAAGCGGCGGCCCUCGUCGGCCGCCCGCGUGUCGGUACCAGGGAAGCUCAGCUCCCUCGGCAAGGAGGCCAUGGAGCAGAGGGAGCAGGCGCAGAAGGUGGCGCUGGAGGCGCUGCGCAACGCGUCGGCGACGGAGAACGUCGUCAGGAUCUACAAGAUGUUCGCCGAGGUGAGCAAGGCGGCGAGGCCGGACGCGCCCGCGGCCUGCUUCGACGGCUUCCUCAGCUUCCACCAGGAGGCCGCGCAGGCCGUGGCCGACAUCGAGUCCAUCCAGGCGGCCACCUCCAUGGCUGCCGCGGCGGCCACGAGCGACGUGCUCGCGGAGGCUGAGGCGACGCCGGCGCCGAACGUGCUCCAGGAGAUCGCGCAGAACAGGGCCACCACGCCGGGGAGGCGGCGCGGCCUGCUCGGGUUCGGGAGCGUGUCCAAGUCGGUGUCCUUCGCGCCGGGCACGCUGCAGGACCCUUCGUCGCGGCCGGACGGCGCCGCCCGGAGCUCCAGCGCCAGCAGGAAGUGCCUGGACAAGACGCCCGUCGGCGACGGCGACGACAAGAGCAAGAGGUCGUCGGCUCCGGCAGCGGUGGCGGUGGGCAACUCGCCUCUGGGGUCGUCGCUGAGGAUGGCGAAGCAGAUGCAGGCGGAGGCGGGGAGCUGGUUCAUGGAGUUCCUGGAGGCCGCGCUGGAGGCCGGGCUGAAGAAGAAGCGGAGCAGCACUGGCAAGGGGGCGACGGCGGCGCAGGGCUGCCCGCAGUCGCUGGUGCUCCGGGUGAUCAACUGGGUGGAGAUGGAGCAGAGCGGCGGGAAGGCCGGGCACCCGAGGGCGGCGGCCAUCGCGAGGAAGCUGAGGAUCAAGGCCAAGAACCCCUGAGCUGAGGCCCUCCUCCUUCCCCUGAUCGAUUGCUCUGCUCGUGUGCACUGAAGAACGAACACUGAAGCUCUUGUUCGGUUUUUUGUACUGUAUGUAUGAAUCAAUCAGAUCAAAAUUCGUUAUUCUUUCCACAGAAUUCGGCUGAGUUGUCUUGGGUGAUUCUUGUUGUAUGAAUGAAUCAAAAUUUGACGACU
Messenger RNA from Triticum urartu, 2022 nucleotides. RefSeq names its product protein CORTICAL MICROTUBULE DISORDERING 4. The record is from RefSeq and is a predicted model, not a curated record. Lineage: Eukaryota; Viridiplantae; Streptophyta; Magnoliopsida; Poales; Poaceae.